Molecule: messenger RNA, 1815 nt
Organism: Cimex lectularius (bed bug)
Lineage: Eukaryota; Metazoa; Arthropoda; Insecta; Hemiptera; Cimicidae
Product: arylsulfatase B-like
Exons: 8
Coding region: 48-1778 (576 amino acids)
Source: RefSeq, a predicted model, not a curated record
CUCUGAGUUGAUAAUGGAUCCGUUCACGUUCGGUCAUUUGAAGGGAAAUGACCUCUUAUUUUAACUUUUUAUUAUUUCUUUUGUUAAUAUUUAUUGUGUCCGCAUUUAAAAAGCCGCCAAAUAUUGUGCUUAUUGUUGCUGAUGACUUGGGAUGGGAUGACGUUAGUUUUCAUGGAUCUGACCAGAUUCCAACUCCUAACAUCGAUGCUCUUGCUUUCAAUGGAGUGAUACUUAAUCAGCAUUACACCUUGGCUAUGUGCUCUCCAUCAAGAGCAGCACUUCUCACAGGCAAAUAUCCGAUACACACAGGUAUGCAGCAUUAUGUUAUACAGGAAUCAGAACCAAGAGGGCUGAGCUUAAAUGAAACCUUACUUCCACAAAUGUUGUCAAAAGCCGGCUACGAGAGUCACAUAAUUGGAAAAUGGCAUUUGGGUAUGCAUAAAAAAGAAUAUACUCCAUUAAACAGAGGAUUUAAAUCACAUUAUGGAUUUUGGCAAGGCUACCAUGAUUACUAUUCACAUUUUAUUAAUGAAAUAAAUCCUCCGUACGAUGGAUAUGACAUGAGAAGAAAUAUGGACGUCGAUUGGGAUUCAUAUGGGAAAUACUCGACUGAUAUUUUUACAGAAGAAGCUGUCAAAACAAUUAACGAACACAACAAGAGCAAUCCUUUGUUUCUUUACAUAGCCCACCUUGCACCACAUGCUGGAAAUAAAUUGACACCAUGCCAAGCACCGCUGGAUCUAAUCGAUAAAUUUUCAUACAUAGAAGACCCAGAACGACAGGCGUAUGCAGCAAUGAUGGCCAAACUUGAUGAUUCAGUUGGAGAGGUUGUUUCCGCUCUUAAAAAUAAUAGCAUGCUUGCUAAUUCUGUAAUUAUCUUCAUAUCAGACAAUGGAGCACCGACAGUUGGCUUUUUGAGAAACAAAGGUUCAAACUUUCCUUUUAGAGGUUUAAAAGCAACGGCGUGGGAAGGAGCGCAUAGAAGUGUAGCAGCAAUUUGGAGCAGUCUUAUUAAGAAGAACCACAAGGUUUCAGAUCAACUUAUGCAUGUUGUCGAUUGGCUACCAACUAUAUGUUCUCUAGCAGGUGUUGAUAUAACAGAUUUGGGAACUAUUGAUGGUAUAGAUAUGUGGAAGGCCAUUUCUAAAGGGGGAAAAUCACCGAGGAAAGAACUUUUAUACAACAUCGAUGAUGUUGAGAGUGCUUAUGCAGCGUAUAGAUCAGGAGAUUGGAAAUAUUUGGUAGGAUAUCACACAAGAAAUUUCAUGUUUAAUGAUUGGUAUGGCAACUUCACCAAUAGCCAUGAUGUAAAGUACAAUCCUGUUUCUGUACUUAAUUCAAAAACUGGUCUUGCUAUUACAAAGUCAGCGGCUAAGAGGAAUGUAAAGAUGUUUAAAAAGAGAAGGAAUAAAAAAAAGUUUGGCAAAAAGAUAAAAAAAUUACUACUGAAUGUCAAAAUCAUAAACAGAAUGAGAAAAGAAGGGAUGGUACGAUGUAAUACAGAAGAGUAUGUCUCUUGUGAUCCUUCCGUCAAGCCCUGCUUAUUUAAUCUGAAGGAUGAUCCUUGUGAAAGAGUGAAUUUAGCUGAAGCAAAUCAAGACAUUGUCAAAGAGCUUGAAAAUUCAAUAAAAAGGUACAGGAGUACAAUGGUCAAUGCUCUAAAUUUAGGGGGAGAUUGUAGGGCAGAUCCCAAAUUUUGGAACAACACCUGGACCUUCUGGAUCAGUGAACUUAAUGAAAAUCCCAAAAAUAUAUCGUGUAAAUAUUUAAAAAUAUAAUGGCAAAAUAAAAUAGCUGGUUAUUGCAUUUAACGAA